Babjeviella inositovora NRRL Y-12698 is the source of this 2097-nucleotide messenger RNA. RefSeq lists its product as uncharacterized. The coding region runs from base 137 to 1804 and encodes 555 amino acids. The transcript has a single exon. Gene Ontology annotation, biological process: retrograde transport, endosome to Golgi. Gene Ontology annotation, cellular component: Ric1-Rgp1 guanyl-nucleotide exchange factor complex; Golgi membrane. NCBI's taxonomy places the organism in Eukaryota, Fungi, Ascomycota, Pichiomycetes, Serinales. The record is from RefSeq and is a predicted model, not a curated record.
AAUCUUUAUCCUGCACAUUCCUAUUUAGGUAAUCCUGUAACCGCACACCUUUUGCCUUGCACGACUCCACCUGAAGUUAUAACUUACUCUUCACCGCCCCACUAGAGGGGGGACAUAAGUGCAACCCACCCUCCUCAUGUCGCACAGCCACACUGUGUUUAAACAACCGCUAUCAAAGAAAGUGCGCGUGGAGGUUGUUUACGAGACAUCGCCGGUGUUUGCCAAGGAGGAGCUUUCGCUCAUUGUGCGCUUUAAGAACGUCCUCCUGCCCACGUUUGACGACUUUGAUAUCCGCAGAAACGGCUCAGAUUCCGGAUCCACCCAAGAUGUGGCCUCCAUCACCACGACCAAAGAAGAUGCAAAGGCCGAGUCAUGGUUUGGUACCCGGCUCUCCAUGCAAUUCUCCAGCGCCAAACGCCUACUUAUGCAAAGGGAGAUCGAAACGAUUGAGGAUGAAGACCUUUCAGAAACAAUUCUUCUUGGAUACAUCCAACUUUUUGGCAACCUUUCCCUUAAUGAAGAGAUUAUGAACCCCGAGCCAUUCGAAGCGGUGCAGAAAAAAGCAAUUGUGGGGGGUCGAAUGGCGGGGAUUACAGGAUUGGAGGUAUCGCGGGCACCGAAGCCGUUCUUUUCCUCACGCGACGAACUUGCCAACCGAAACAACGUGGCAACGUCAGAGUUUCUCCAGGGCAACAUUAUUCCCUUGUUUUCCUCGCCUCAGUCACUUCUCUUCACAGAGAUUACGUUGCAUCCUGGGGAGACCCGGAGUUUCCAUUUCAAAACUGCCUUGCCGCAGGAUAUUCCACCAACGUACCACGGGGGCGCGGUGGAUGUGUCAUACCAGGUGAUUGUGGGCUCACUGGAUGCGCUGCUAGUGAGGAAAUCGCUCUUCUUCCCGUUCAAACUUCACCCGUGGCUCGACCGCUGGGGCAACCAGCCUCAGUACACGCUCAUGGAUCCCAUCAUCGUCGUGAGGGACGAAGCGACUAUCACAGAGAUCAAGUCCCACCGCAAGCCCAGUUUCAAGGCGUUGCACAAAAAUAGCGCCACCGAGACUGAGAGCCAGGCGGAGCUCGAGCGCAAGACAGAGUUUCUCGCUCAGUUAAAGAAACUCGACUCCAGAAGACAAUCCAUCAGCGAGGUCCAUCCAAACGGGACACACCUCACCGUUCGCGAGAGCAUCUUUCUCCUCGCAGACAACCUAGCAGUGGGAGAUGUUCAGAAUACGGAGGUUGCCGGUUUGUCUCCGCAGAUCGGCCGUAGCCAACGCAAAUUCAAGAUCUCGCGGAAGAGCGUGCCGAUAGCCACAGUGACGCUAGGAAAGGCGGUGGUUAAGCUUGGUGAGGAUAUCCAAGUUUUCGUAGAUUUCAGCAAGGACACCCCCGUCUGGAAGACGUCCGGGCUCGUAGUGUCGCUCUGCUUGAUGGAGGACAUCCGGUCGGUGUACUUGGCAGAUCCAUCCUCCAGCAGCCCCACGGCGUCGCAGCAGAACAAAACGUGCGUCGAUUCGGUGGCCCUCAACACGCUUGACUGCCAGCAGGCUGCCGCAGUGGUCCAUGUUCCGCUAGCAGCGACCUCACAGUUUCAGUCAGACGUUGUAGACGUUUCCUGGAAGUUGGAGUUUGAGUUUGUGCUCUUGAGUCUGGAAAAGGAUGGAUCGGUGUACAAGCUAGCGAGAGACGAUUCCAACGGGACGUUGUUUGUGGACAGCGGUGAUUUGAGCGGGUUUAUGUUGAACGUGGCUGUUCCGAUUACCGUGCUUCCUUCCGAUCAGGAGCUAGUGGGGGUUGUGUUUGAAGAUUAGGGGUGAGCUUAGGAGGUCGGAGCCUGGGCAACACUAAGGUGAAAGUCCGUUAUGGCCUACUUAUCUGAGAUCUGGUUUGCAUCCAUCUCACAGUAUAGAUUUACUUGAAAGGUCUGGACUAUCUGCCGGUAAGAUGUGUCGGGAAGACAAAGAGUUCCCCUGUGAGAUAUUCCUAUGAAGCAGUCAUUGUUUGAAAUAUUUGUGAUUCAGAAAUCUUGACCUACAGUUGUACAUUUGGCCUCCAGUAUUUAUUACCGCUUUACUGUAUGGUCUCAUUUUUAAGAUUGACGAUA